This is a messenger RNA of Apiotrichum porosum, 960 nucleotides long. RefSeq lists its product as uncharacterized. Bases 1 to 960 code for a protein of 319 amino acids. The transcript has a single exon. The record is from RefSeq and is a predicted model, not a curated record. NCBI's taxonomy places the organism in Eukaryota, Fungi, Basidiomycota, Tremellomycetes, Trichosporonales, Trichosporonaceae. Gene Ontology annotation, molecular function: hydrolase activity.
AUGGCCAAUCCACACCAAUACGCUCUUGAGCCGGCCGCUCUGGCUUUUGCGGAAGCGACCUCGAAGCCGCCUUUUCUCUACCAGAUUCCCCCGGAAGAUGGCCGCAAGGCCGUCGAUGCGGUGCAGGAUUCCGAAAUCUUCAAGCCUGAUGUCGACGACAAGUGGAUUGAGGUCAACAGCGGCAAAUUCGGCAAGGUCGCUACACGCAUCCUGAAGCCUAAAGGAGUCGAUGGAGUGCUACCAGUGGUGCUCUACACGCAUGGGGCUGGCUGGGUGUUUGGCGACGCGCACACCCAUGAUCGUCUCGUCCGCGACCUAUGUGUCGGAACAGGUGCCGCGGUUGUCUUCCCCGAGUACACUCGAGCCCCAGAUGCCCAGUAUCCGGUACAGAACGAACAGGCAUACGCAGUAGCGAAGUGGGUUGUCGAGCACGGAAAGGACGAGGGCCUCGAUGGAACCCGCAUGGCCAUUUCAGGCGACUCUGUGGGAGGCAACAUGGCCAUUGUAUUGCCCAUCAUGGGUAAAGAACGCAAGGAAGUUUCAUUCAAAGGUGUAGCCGCCUUUUAUCCCGUUACCGAGGCCAACUUCGACACGGGGUCGUACAUCGAGUUUGCUGAUGGUUACUUCCUCUCCCGCCAAGGCAUGAUUUGGUUUUGGGAUCAGUAUACAACCGACGAGAAGCAGCGCGCCGAAAUCACAGCUAGCCCACUGAAGGCAACCGAAGAACAGCUCGCCUUCUUCCCACCGACUCUGAUCAUCACUGCCGAGUGCGACGUGUUGCGCGAUGGCGGAGAGGCUUUCGCCGCUAAGCUUCGACGUGCAGGCGUGAAGGUCACUGCGGCUCGCUAUGGCGGCAUUAUCCACGAUUUCGUCAUGGUGAAUUCAAUGCACGACACCCAGGCGUCGAAGGCCGCUAUCGCCCAAGCGAUCACCCAUCUCCGCCAAGUUCUCUUGGCUUAA